AUGUUGUCAGUGACAGAGAUAGAGGAUCACCAUGAAGCCUUGUCAAUCAGCCAUGAAGCUGAAAUGUCAAACAGCCUGCCUGGGGAUGACCAGGACGAGUGCCUUGCCUAUCCAGGAGAGCUUUGUCAACACCUCUGUAUCAACACUGUGGGGUCCUACAAGUGCUCGUGUUUCCCAAGUUUUACUUUGCAAGAUGAUGGACUCAGCUGCAAUCCAGGUGAGAAAAUAAACCCAGAUUUUGAAGACGAUGCACAAAACACUGCCUUAGAGGAGAAAGCCACUCCAGCUCCAGAAGCUUUAAAUAUUCAACCUGAAACCAACAACACUUUACAAGUAGAGCAAGAUAAAUGUAAAGAUAAUGGUCCCUGCAAGCACAUUUGCAAUAUGGUGGAAGAGGAAAUUGUGUGUUCUUGUUCACUUGGCUUUGUCCUCCUUUCAGAUGGUGUUUCCUGUGAAGAUAUUAAUGAAUGCAUAUCAGAUACUCAUACUUGCAAGAGAGGAGAGCAUUGUAUUAAUACAAUUGGAUCAUUCACAUGUCUUCAGCAACUCAGCUGCCAAUCUGGAUAUGAACUUAAGGAUGGUGAAUGUGUUGAUAUUGAUGAAUGCGAAAGAGGAACUCACAGCUGCAAGAUCAACUUUGCAUGUCAAAAUACAAAAGGAUCAUUUUACUGUGAAUCAAAGCAACGAUGCAUGGAAGGAUUUUUACAAGAUCCAGAGGGAAACUGCGUCGACAUUAAUGAAUGUACAUCACUUCCUGAGCCAUGUAAGGCUGGAUUCAAUUGCAUCAAUACUGUUGGAUCUUACACAUGUCAGAAGAACCUUUUAAUAUGCAGCAGAGGAUAUCAUUCAAAUGAAGAUGGAACCAGAUGUGUUGAUGUUGAUGAAUGUCAGUCUGCCACACAUCACUGUGGAGAAGGACAGAUUUGUCACAAUCUACCUGGAGCAUACCGCUGUGAUUGCAAGAUGGGAUAUCAGUAUGAUUCAUUCAGCAGAACUUGCAUCGACAUAAAUGAAUGCUGGAAUUAUCCAGGGCGACUCUGCCAGCAUUCAUGUGAAAAUACUCCUGGAUCCUAUCAUUGUUCAUGUUCUUCUGGAUUUCGCUUGGCUUAUGAUGGGAAACAUUGCGAAGAUGUCAAUGAAUGUGACAAUAAUCCAUGCAGUCAAGAAUGUGCUAAUAUUUAUGGUUCCUAUCAGUGUUACUGCAGGCAAGGCUACCAAUUAGCAGAAGACAGCCAUUCCUGUAAAGAUAUUGAUGAAUGUGGCCAAAGUGCAGGCAUCUUGUGCACUUUCCGCUGUCUCAAUGUGCCUGGGAGUUACCAGUGUGCUUGCCCUGAUCAGGGAUAUACAAUGGCCGCCAACGGAAGGAGUUGUCGAGAUAUUGAUGAAUGUGCAAUGGGAACCCACAACUGUUCAUCAGCAGAAUCUUGCUAUAAUAUUCAAGGCAGCUUCCGAUGCCUUUUAAUUGAGUGUCCACCAAAUUACAGAAAAGUGUCUGAUAUGAGAUGUGAACGUAUCAACUGUUUCAACUAUUUGGAUUGUCAGAACACUGCACUCCGCAUUACUUAUUAUCAGCUUAAUUUCCAAACCAACAUUGUUGUUCCAGCUCAUAUUUUCCGAAUUGGUCCCUCGCCUGCUUAUGCCGGAGACAACAUAAUCCUUACAAUCAACAAAGGAAAUGAAGAAAACUACUUCAAUACCAGAAAGCUUAAUUCCUAUACCGGUAUAGUCUAUCUUCAGAGGCAAGUGAGGGAACCCAAAGACUUCUUGCUAGAUGUUGAAAUGAAGCUUUGGCGUCAAGGAACCUACACAACGUUUAUGGCCAAAAUUUAUAUUUUCAUUACAUCUCAUGCAUACUAAGAUGGAUGUAUUACUGUUGAAGCUCAUUGGUGCUAUUUUUUAAAAAAUCUUUCCUACCAAAGCUUGUGGUAAUAGAGAAAAAGACUGAUAGAAAAAUAUAGCCUCUCAUAUUUUUUUCCUAGCUCCUAAAAUAUCUUUGUUUUUGUAAAAUUAACUUAAAAUAUAUUCACCUGUUUCUCUUUUAACUCUGAAUGUUUAACUGAGCAAAAUAAGGCUGUUGAGCUUUGAUGCACAGUAGUUAUGCUGUCCUUUAAAAGUUAUUUUGAUAUUUCACCAAUGACAACCUCAGAAUUAGUUAUCAGGAAUGGGGGCAUGAUCUACCCAAAUAUAAACAAUCCAGAUAAGAUGGAAUUCAAAGGGAAAAUAAAUAUGUAGCUGUUAAAACCAAUUGUACUUGAAAGAUGCUUAAGUGCAAUUCAGUUGAGCUCACGAGAGGGCAGAAGGCCAAUUCCCAGUCUUUAAAACAACUAUAUAAAAAAAGAAAAGAAAUUGCAUGUCAGACAGUGAUCUUUUUUCACUUACUGACAAUUACACAAUGUAGUUUUAAAGAGAGAGAAAAUCUUCCUUUUCUGAAUAUGCCCAUAAUAUGUGAUGAGAACUUGAUGUGCCAAUCACAUUCUGUUUUUAUUUCUCCAUCUUCCUGUAACACAUUAGUGAAUCAGAUAUUGAUCUAUCUAGGUGUUCCCCCUUCAUUGAUUUACCCACCCUGUUACUAAAGCUAUUGCCUCCUCUGUUUAAGUUGGAAAUUAUAGCUACAAUACAGAGGAACAAAUACGUAAGUGACCAGGAAUAAGUCUGAUCAAACUUAAUAUGCAUAUAGCCCUCACAGUUAAAUCACCUGGAAAAAUCUCCUCAUAUAGUAUUUAUAUAAUCAACCUUUACUUUUCCCAUAUCUUAGCAAAUGUCACUGUGAGGAUUUUCCAUAGAGUUACUUUUCCACCUUAUUCAAGGUUAUUGGUACUCUAAUACCAUAGGAUGGGAAGUUUAUCCUGCAACUUCUGAGACUUGCUAUUUGCUGUGCUUCUCGUGUAAAUUCUUGGGACUGACUGUGCCAGGAGUUACAGAUGUACAUCCUCCUUUCUGGUACAUUCAUGCCAGCAGUAAAGG
Protobothrops mucrosquamatus (brown spotted pit viper) is the source of this 2964-nucleotide messenger RNA. RefSeq names its product fibulin-2. The transcript is spliced from 12 exons. Gene Ontology annotation, molecular function: calcium ion binding. Lineage: Eukaryota; Metazoa; Chordata; Lepidosauria; Squamata; Viperidae. Bases 1 to 1857 code for a protein of 618 amino acids. The record is from RefSeq and is a predicted model, not a curated record.